Sitophilus oryzae (rice weevil) is the source of this 1398-nucleotide messenger RNA. RefSeq names its product prisilkin-39-like. Lineage: Eukaryota; Metazoa; Arthropoda; Insecta; Coleoptera; Curculionidae. Bases 61 to 1308 code for a protein of 415 amino acids. The transcript is spliced from 2 exons. The record is from RefSeq and is a predicted model, not a curated record.
AAAUUUACAAUCGGCAUCAGUAAACUGAUCAUCAUCCAGUGUGGUACAGAAGUGAAAAAUAUGAAGUCGGUUGCUUUUCUUGCCUUCUUGGCGCUAGCGUCUGCAGGACCAAUUUCUUACCCUUUCGCCCAAUCGAGCCAAUACGGACCAGCAUCAUAUGGGUAUGGUAGUGGUUCUGCAUAUGGCAGCUACGGAUAUGGAAGUUAUGGCUAUGGCGGAUAUGGACCAGUAAGUUCUUACGCUAGCAAGUACUUACAACAAGCUCAAGCCUAUGCUGAAGCUGCCUUGCAAUCUGCUCAAGGAGUUGCCCAAGAAUCUGAAGCCCAACAAGGUAUUUCUUACAUCAACGAACAAAUUCAACAAGGGCUGCGGUAUGCACAGUCUGUUUACCAAGCCGUUCAAGAAGGUUCUUAUUCAGCUUCAUACAUUGCCCAACAAAUCCAGUUUGCUCAACAAGCAUUCUACAAUGCCUACCAAGCUGCUCAACAAUACAAUUACCGUGCUACCGCUGCGCAAGCCCAAAAUGCUUUUAGAGCAGUGUCGAGUGCAUACCAAGCUUUCUAUACCUUAGGGGCAUAUUAUGGUUAUGGAUACUCAUCAGCCGCUCCUAAAUUCCAACAAUAUGCUCCAAAAGGUUAUAACGGAUAUUCUUACAACUAUGGACCAUACAGUUCAUCUGGAUAUGGUUAUGGAUCUGCGUACGGGUAUGGACCUUACUCUUCUGAAGAUAGUUCAAACUCCCCAUACAGUUAUGCUGGCUAUGGCAGUUACUACGGACCAUACAGCUCUAGCUACUCCUAUGGACCUUACAGCUCAUCCGCUUCUGGUUACUCAGGAUACCCAUACGGUUAUGACUCAGUAGCUGAAUACUCUGGACCUUACAGCUAUUCUUCUGGAUACUCCAGUUCAUAUGGAUUCCCUUACGGUUAUGGAUCUGGAUACAGCGGAUAUUAUGGUCCAUACAGCUCUAGCUACUCCUACGGACCUUUCAACACUGCUUAUGAUUCUUCAGUCUACCCCUACAGUUACGGAUCUGCAUCCUACCCCGGAUACAAUUCCUAUGCAUACGGGUCUAACUCUUACCCAUACAACUCUUAUUCUUACGCCUACGGAUCCUAUCCCUACAACUCUUAUGGUUCAUCUAACUAUGGAUAUUACGGUCCAUACAGUUCAUCUGCCUACUCUGGUUCUUACGCCCCAUACAGUUACAACUCAUACAAAGGCUACACCCCAUACCAAUAUGGAUCUUUCAGUGCUUAUCCAUUCUCUUCCUAUGGAUAUGGUCAAAACGCUGCUGCUGCUGCCUAAACUGCCAAACCAUGAAUACACAACAUUGAAGAUCAUAUGAUAUGUAUUGUUUUUUAAUAUAUAGAAAUAAAUUAUAAUUUCUUGUUACCA